AUGUCUACAAGACUGUUGGAUGUCGUCCAAAUCGACGAUGGCAUAGUACCAACUCACAGCGACCUUCAGCUGAGGCCAUUGAAUGUUGAGAGGGGUGAUACUAGGUUUCGCGAAGCAGACGGAGUUUUCCCACCUGGAGCUGCAUCAUGGAGGAACAACUUGACAGCCCUGUCGCAGAAAAGGAAUUUAUUUUUUGUGGCAUAUCGCCAUCAGGUAUACGUAUGGGAACCCGCGGGGUCACGGCAGAUCCUUGGAGCAAAGCCGAUAAUGAUUAUCACUCCCAUGAUGAAACAACCAAACGCUAGGGGAUACAUAUCUUGGGAGUUCCCUCACGCAAUAAAUAACCUGGUUGUUGACGAUCUGGGCCGUGAUGAAAUCUUACUUCUUGCCACCGACUCUGGAAACAUUUGCGGGUACCAUGUCGAAACUAUAUUCUCAGAAAUCGCUCGUGGCAGGGAAAAUGGACAGAAGAGUCCGUUCUUAUACCAACACACAGACCCCUUUUUUUGUGAGAACGUGGGUGCUAGUGCUUGGGGCUUGGCUGUCCAUAAAUACGCCCGCUUGAUUGCUGUCAGCGCAAAUACCUGCGUUGUCACAGUCUUUGCGUUUGCCCUGGCUGAACCUCACUCGGGAAAAGAUGACGACUCGGAUGGCCAACAAGAAUUAGUUGAAGAUUGCCAAAAUUACCAACAAAACUGGCUGUGCAUCGAUAAACCCGAGCAACUUGAACAGCUUCGGAAGUCAAUACCUAGAAACCACCGUUCACGUAAUAUGAGAUUGUCAUACAAGGGCCAUUGCACUAACAUCCCAAACGUCGCAUUCUUCAACAGUGACCUGGACUCUAAUGGGAUGUGGAUGUUGAGUACUGAUAUCGACAAUCGACUUAUUGUCUGGGCCAUUUGGAAUAACCUUGUUCCAUUUGUACAAUUUGAUUUUCAUGAUGGUAGCCCCUUACCUGACAUAUUACGCUCGGAAGAACGAGGCUGGAAUGUGUUGGCCCUUGACCCACGCAGUUUUCGCACUCAUGGUCUGUAUACCGAGGCUUGCGGCGGAAAGCCAUAUAUACGACGUGAACACGGUCCGCCAGUGCUAGACAUCACGAAUAUAAGUCAAAAUGUUCGGGAUUCCUCGACGUUAUUCGACUCUUUUCAGCCUCUUUCCAGAGAUGAUGAGGAUGAGCCAUCAUUCCCAGAUAUAUUUGAUAGCGAAAGUUUCAUUGGAAAAGCUAGCCGUCAUAGUAUUAUAACCCAGAAUCGUUCAACAGAUGCUUCUUCCAGAACUGACCAAGAUGUCACAGCCUCAGACCGGAGAAUAGGCGACAAUGUUGCACAGCAAACAUCAGCAGAUGCAUUAAGCGUGCCACCCGCUCGUCAUGAGCGAAAUGAUGUUGUUAUCUUUUCUGAAGAGUAUAUAAACGAUAACAUUGAGUACGAAGAACCGGAAGGUUCAAUGGAUACAGACUGGGACCAUCGCGUUCAAAAUGUUCUGGAUGUAUUGUCUUCGAUACCAGAAUUUAGCAACGAGGAAGCCGUAAUCUCGGAGUACGCUUACCAAGCCACUCCAACUCCCCGACUCCGAGGAUACGGCUUUACAGAUUUUCCAAUCCUUUGCUUCUCGGAAACAGACAUUCAACUUCUUGAAAACCCCCUUUCGCAGCCCUCUGCCGUUGUGUGCGCGGGUCCACUACGGCAACAUUUCAGCCACACGGUCUAUACAAUAGAUAGCUUCGAUAGAUUCAACAUGGUAAAAUACAUACCGGAGGAUGGAAUCGUGAUUGCGGCAACUCAGAAAGGCCGUGCGGCUAUAAUAUCGUUGGGAAGAGUCUCUGGUGGCGCCCUUACUCUUCGUAUCCAUUGGAUGCUUCCUUUGGCUAGCCAGGAGCGACACGGUGAACGGCCGCUUAUGCCGCUUCUUGGAAUUGCUGUCAGUCCGAUACAGGGGUUUGAGAAGGCGCCAGAUGUGCCUGACGUGCCGUAUAAGGCUAGCAGUCAGGAUGACAUUUCCUUCCACUAUCGCUUCCACGACAAGGGAGGAGCUGAUGGGUGUGAAAAUGUCUCGACCUGGGGCGAAUAUGAAGGGCCUAGCGAUGAAGAGGACGAUCAGAGUGAUGAUAGCUCGUCAACCUCCGAAGACAUGUCGGGUCCUACAGACGCUGAGUGUCAUGGAGCAGCCAACUGGACCUAUCAACCUAGCGAGCCGUGGCAGGGCUGGAACCCGUCUCGUCGAUAUCGACUACUUCUCACCUAUGCAGAUCACACAGUCUUGAGUUAUGAGUUUUGGUAUGAAUGGUCUGGAGCUGUCUUGAAGGACUAUACCCAUACCAGAGGGAAAUACCCAAAUGAUGGCUGUGACGAUUUUCUCUUGCUUUGA
This is a messenger RNA of Talaromyces rugulosus, 2370 nucleotides long. RefSeq lists its product as uncharacterized. The record is from RefSeq and is a predicted model, not a curated record. NCBI's taxonomy places the organism in Eukaryota, Fungi, Ascomycota, Eurotiomycetes, Eurotiales, Trichocomaceae. The coding region runs from base 1 to 2370 and encodes 789 amino acids. The transcript is spliced from 5 exons. Gene Ontology annotation, molecular function: protein binding.